Saccostrea cuccullata (small rock oyster) is the source of this 685-nucleotide messenger RNA. RefSeq names its product DNA-directed RNA polymerase I subunit RPA12-like. Gene Ontology annotation, cellular component: RNA polymerase I complex. Gene Ontology annotation, biological process: termination of RNA polymerase I transcription; DNA-templated transcription. Lineage: Eukaryota; Metazoa; Mollusca; Bivalvia; Ostreida; Ostreidae. Gene Ontology annotation, molecular function: zinc ion binding; nucleic acid binding. Bases 37 to 399 code for a protein of 120 amino acids. The record is from RefSeq and is a predicted model, not a curated record. The transcript has 4 exons.
GAUAAAUAACUAUGCUUUUUUAAAAACACACAGAGAAUGUCAAAGAAAAGCAGUAACUUUGUGACUGACUUGGAGUUUUGUCCAACAUGUGGUACCAUUCUUCCUCUUCCUGGUAUGGAGGACUUUGUGACGUGUAAGCUCUGUGGCUUCAAGAUCAAUGUUCGAGAAUUUGAUGGUGUAAAAAUUACAUCCAGCAUAGUGUUUAACCGACCCGAGACUCUGCAGACUGAAACUGAGGAGGGAGAAGUGUCCUCAGGACCUCUGGCUGAUAGGAAGUGUAGCAAAUGUGGAAAUGAGAAGAUGAUUUACACGACUAGACAGACUCGAUCAGCUGAUGAAGGCCAGACUGUGUUCUUUACUUGUCCUAACUGCAAAUCACAAGAGAUUGAGUAUUCCUGACAACAAUAUCUUCAUUAUUAUAAUAGCUCCAGUACGGCUGUCAGAUUUUAUAUCUGCAUCAAUCAACGUAUUCAAGUUUUUAUAUGAUAUGACUUUACAACCUUAUAAACUGAGUACAACUUUGCCACUAUGUGAAUUGUGAUUUAAUGCAUUUCUGUAAUAUCUGUAGUUUGUAAUGAUUUUGCAGAUGAAUGAGAGUCUAACUCUGUACAUUACAGGGAAAAAUGAUAGCUAAAAUAAGUUCACAGUCUAAUAAAUUUAUCUAAAUGUUGAGUUGAAGACCACA